Messenger RNA from Lontra canadensis (Northern American river otter), 1601 nucleotides. RefSeq names its product protein ATP6V1FNB. The record is from RefSeq and is a predicted model, not a curated record. NCBI's taxonomy places the organism in Eukaryota, Metazoa, Chordata, Mammalia, Carnivora, Mustelidae. Bases 444 to 1085 code for a protein of 213 amino acids. The transcript is spliced from 2 exons.
ACCCCCCAGCCAUGUGUCCAGAGCACCCUGAGAGUGGACCCUGGGCCUCCCUUGGGACCUCCCUGGGUGCCUGGUGCACAGUAGGUGUGCGUCAGGGUUUACCGAAUGGACUAGAGGCUCGGGCACCCUGUGAGCCUCCCUGGGACCCUCUGGGUGUGGGGGGUAAAGGCUUGGGCCCCGAGUCCCUCUGGGGCAGAAUACAGCCUCCUGCCAGGCACCCUGGGUGGGCUGUAGCCAGCCCUUGCUCCCUUUUCCAACCUGGUCUGUCCUGCUGCCUGCGUGUGGCCCCCUGAGCAGCCCAGCCCCUCCUCUCCAGCGGGGCCUUGGCAACCCAGCCCUCAUUGGCUGCACGUAUCCUUGGAGACGGUCCCCGCAGAGCAAACAGGCCACAGGGCUCCAGGCAGAAUGGUUCCUCCCUCCGCACCCUGUCCCCUCCCACUGCCAUGAGGGAUCUCUGCACCACCCAGAGCCAAGCCUGCUGGCAAGAGCGCAUCCAGAAGGAGACCACAGCCCGGGUCACCUGGAAUAUCAACUAUGGCCACAAGUACCUGAAGGAGGGGCCCGUGCCCAGGAAGCGGCUACAGCGGGCCCCCCUCAGGUUAGCCUUGGGAGCAGGGCCCUUGCCUGCCACCAGUGCCCCUGAGAGCAAGGAAAUACAGGAUGGAUGGUCAGAGACCAAGGGGGUCCAGGAUCAACUGUCCAGGGGAGUGGGCGUCCACGGCCCCCCACCCAAGGGAGAGAAGGCCUGGGAGGCCCAAAGAGCCCCUCAGGGGCCCGCAGUCCAUUCCAGGCCAGGGGGCUUAGAAAUGAUGCAGGUCCCCGCCAGCACCUUGCAGCUGCUCUUCCAAGGCAUCUCCCACGAUGGCCAAGGCCGGGCCUCGUACCUCCGUGAGCGGCAUCGGCAGAAGCCAGAGGAGAAGUUUCUGUACCCGGUCUUGUCAUCCUGGGAGUACGGCUGGCACAUGGGGGACAUCAUGAAGGACCCCAGGGCUCCAACGUAUGCCAGGUGCCAGCCCAUCUCAAAGACCUUUUACAUCAAGAGUAGCGUCUUCCAUUUUCCACGGCGAACAGACCAGCUAAGCUGAGCUCAAGGGGGGCUCAGAGGCUGCUCCUGCCUUCUCCUGCAGUCUGUCUGGACCCCGCUGCGCAAAGACGCUGCCGCUCCACCCACCUUCCCUCUGUUUGUCCGGCCCUGCCUCCUCUGUGGAGCAUGAGGGGACAUGAGUGCUUUUCUCUACCUCUGGGACUUAGGGUGGCCCACCUGCAGCCUCUUGGAUGUCCUCAGGGACCUUAGCUCCUUGCACAGCCCUGCCCCCACCAUCACCAGCCAAGUGUGGGAUGCUCGCUGCCCUCCCAGUGUCCCAGCAGCAGAGCAGGGGGGCAGGGGAGGGGAUCGCUAAGUGGAGGAGAGGAGUAUCUCCCUGUCUUGACUCUCUCUAUAUUUUAGUGAAGGGACCCACAGCCGAAUUGCUUGGUCCCAGUGUACCCCCCCAGUUCAAGGGGGAAGUGGUUUCCAUGUUUACUUACUAUUUCUCUCACUGUCCCCCACCUCCACCCCGAAGAACCUGCAUGGGUCAGGUUUGCCUUGUUUUUGUAGCAAA